AUGGAGGAAGAAGUGCCUUUAAUUGUUUCCGUAAAUAGUCCACACGAUUUCGAAAUGGAUGAACGAAAUUAUUUAUUGCAAUCUGAAGCCUGUUUUGUAAAACCAACACCUGGACAAUGGCGAAAAAACUUUUCAAGUUUUUUUAAAAUUAGCAGGUUUUUGAAAUUGUUUUAUUGCUGCUGUUGUCAACCUGUUGAACUCAAGGAUAGGAUAAUUAAUUUGGGAACUUCUACCGUCGGCAGGUACCCUCCAAAUGUGAUAAGGAAUCAAAAAUAUAAUUUAAUAAGUUUUUUUCCAAAGGUUUUAUUCGAGCAAUUUCGUUUUUUUUUAAACUUUUAUUUUUUAAUUAUGGCUUUAAGUCAAUUUAUACCAGAUGUUAAAAUAGGGUACUUGUAUACAUACUGGGGACCUUUAGCCUUUGUUAUAAUUGUUACUGUGAUUAGAGAAGCUAUAGAUGAUUUAAGACGACACCAAAGGGACAAGGUUGUCAAUAAUCAAAAAUACAGACGUUUGAUUAAUCAGCCACCUUUUUAUGAAUAUGUCUCUUCCAGCAAACUUAUGGUUGGAGAUAUGAUAUAUGUAGAAAAAGACCAAAGGGUACCUGCAGAUUUAAUUCUGUUGCGGACAACUGAAACUACUGGUGCAGUUUUUAUCAGAACUGAUCAGUUGGAUGGAGAAACCGAUUGGAAAUUAAGACUGGCCAUAUCAGAAUCACAAAAACUUCAAAAUGAUGAACAGUUAUUUUCAAUGUCUUCUUCAUUGUACAUUGAAAAACCGCAAAGAGACAUACAUUCUUUUAUUGGAACGUUCCAAAGGAACGAUGAACAUCGAGUUGAAAUUAGCUUGGACAUAGAAAACACUUUGUGGGGAAAUACUGUGAUUGCUAAUGGGACAGCUUUAGGAGUUGUUAUUUACACUGGAAGUGAAACAAGAAGCGUCAUUAAUAAUUCUCAACCUCGUAGCAAAGUUGGUUUGUUCGAUUUGGAAAUCAAUUAUUUAACUAAAAUAUUGUUUGUAGCCGUUAUUUUUUUGUCUUUAUUAAUGACGUGUUUAAAAGGAUUUAAUGGACCCUGGUAUAAAUAUUUCUUCAGAUUUAUUCUUUUAUUUUCCUACAUAAUACCAUUGAGUUUAAGAGUCAAUUUAGAUUUAAGUAAAUUUUUUUAUUCUUGUUGCAUACAGCAAGAUGAAGAAAUAAAAGGAACGGUAAUCAGAUCGACUACCAUUCCCGAAGAAUUAGGUAGAAUAUCAUAUCUUUUAUCAGAUAAAACUGGAACCCUUACCCAAAAUGAAAUGGUUUUCAAAAAAUUAUAUUUGGAAACAUUAUGUUACGGAACGGAUUCUUUUGAUGAAAUUAAGCUUCAGUUGAGGCAAGCCUAUAGUCACGUAUCGAAAAAUCCCGAUGAUCUUUCGAGAGAUGAUGAUAAAAAUUCUGAAAAGAAAACCGAACUUCGAGAAAAAGUUAAAAAAUAUAAUUGGUCUCGCGUAAAAGAUGCUGUCGAAGCAAUUGCUUUAUGUCAUAAUGUUACUCCUACAUACGAGAAAAAAAAUUGUGAAAAUAGUGGAAAAUUGAUGAAUAUUGAUUUUUCAAUGACUGAUAGUGAUAGCGAAACUGUUCACGACACAAUUAUUUACCAGGCAUCAAGUCCAGAUGAAAUUGCUUUAGUCAAAUGGACAGAACAAAUGGGCUUGACUUUAAUUAAGAGAGAUUUAACUUCGAUUUCAUUGAAAAAUCCUCUCAACGAAACCCUUGCAUUUACAAUAUUAAAAAUUUUCCCAUUUACUUCGGAAUCUAAAAGAAUGGGAAUUAUUGUUCGGAACGAAGAAACAAAAGAAAUAACAUUUUAUUUAAAAGGUGCUGACAUUGUUAUGACGCAUAUUGUUCAGUACAAUGAUUGGUUAAACGAAGAAUGUGGAAAUUUGGCAAGGGAAGGUCUUCGUACUUUGGUCGUCGCAAAAAAAACUUUAACUCCUGAGCAAUAUUCAGAUUUUGAUGUGAAAUAUAAUGCUGCGAGAUUGAGUACAACGGAUCGAAAUAAUAUGGUUAGCAGCGUUAUAGAAAAUUUAGAAAGAGAAAUGGAACUUUUGUGUUUGACUGGCGUAGAAGAUAGAUUGCAAAAACGUGUAAGACCAACUCUUGAAUUGUUAAAAAAUGCUGGCAUUAAGGUUUGGAUGUUAACUGGUGAUAAAUUGGAAACAGCCCAGUGCAUAGCUAAAAGUUCUAAACUUGUUUCUAAAUCACAAAGUUUACACGUUUUAAAAAACGUCACAAAUCGAACGGAAGCUCAUUUACAAUUAAAUGCUUUUAGGAAAAAACAAGAUUGUUGUCUUGUAGUCAGCGUUCACGGUCGAUAUUCUUACAAUAGAUCAGCAGCACUUAGCCAAUUUAUUGUACAUCGAGGACUUAUAAUAUCUGUCAUGCAAGCCAUAUUUUCCGCCGUGUUUUAUUUUUCAAGCGUUGCUUUAUAUCAAGGAUUUCUUAUGGUGGGGUAUGCGACCGUUUACACGAUGUUUCCCGUAUUUUCAUUAGUUCUCGAUUCUGAUGUUAAUUCGCAAACUGCAUUGACUUAUCCCGAACUUUAUAAAGAAUUAUCCAAGGGUAGAUCAAUGUCUAUGAAAACAUUUUUUAUUUGGGUUUUAAUAAGCAUGUAUCAAGGAGGUGUCAUAAUGUAUGGGGCUUUGAUUCUUUUUGAAGAUGAAUUUAUUCAUAUUGUCGGUAUCAGUUUUACGGCUUUAAUUCUAACCGAACUCGUUAUGGUCGCUUUAACUAUUCAAACUUGGCAUAGAUUCAUGGUCGUUGCAGAAAUAUUAAGUCUUUCCUUUUAUAUUUUAACACUUGUUAUUUUUAAGAAUUACUUUGAUGCUGAAUUUAUACAAACUUUGAGUUUCAUGUGGAAAGUCGGUGUCAUAACUGGUGUUAGUUGUUUACCCUUGUAUGUACUUAAAAACUUGAGGAAAAAAAUUGCUCCUCCAAGUUAUUCAAAACUAUCUUAA
Pediculus humanus corporis (human body louse) is the source of this 2991-nucleotide messenger RNA. RefSeq names its product cation-transporting ATPase, putative. The transcript is spliced from 16 exons. Bases 1 to 2991 code for a protein of 996 amino acids. The record is from RefSeq and is a predicted model, not a curated record. NCBI's taxonomy places the organism in Eukaryota, Metazoa, Arthropoda, Insecta, Psocodea, Pediculidae. Gene Ontology annotation, biological process: endocytosis; retrograde vesicle-mediated transport, Golgi to endoplasmic reticulum; phospholipid translocation. Gene Ontology annotation, cellular component: plasma membrane; trans-Golgi network; endosome. Gene Ontology annotation, molecular function: ATPase-coupled intramembrane lipid carrier activity; ATP binding; ATP hydrolysis activity.